Molecule: messenger RNA, 646 nt
Organism: Cucumis sativus (cucumber)
Lineage: Eukaryota; Viridiplantae; Streptophyta; Magnoliopsida; Cucurbitales; Cucurbitaceae
Product: E3 ubiquitin-protein ligase UPL6-like
Exons: 6
Coding region: 92-520 (142 amino acids)
Biological process (GO): protein polyubiquitination; ubiquitin-dependent protein catabolic process
Molecular function (GO): ubiquitin protein ligase activity
Source: RefSeq, a predicted model, not a curated record
AGCUAGGCAAAGGAAUGGAUCUCUUGCUGUUUUUGCCAGAAACUGGUUUAGAAUUCGACGAAAUCAUAUAUUGGAAGAUGCUUUCAGUCAGAUGAGUGCAUUGUCUGAAGUUGAUCUUCGAGGAUCGAUACGUGUGUCUUUUGUUAAUGAAUUUGGAGUUGAGGAGGCAGGAAUUGAUGGUGGUGGUAUUUUUAAAGAUGUCAUGGAGAACAUUACACGGGCAGCCUUUGACGUGCAGUAUGGUUUAUUUAAGCAAAUUGCUGACCAUUUGCUCUACCCCAAUCCUGGUUCGGGAAUGAUACAUGAGCAACAUCUCCAGUUUUUCCAUUUCCUCGAAGUUCUUUUGGCAAAGGUCAUGUUUGAAGGAAUUCUUGUUGAUAUACUUUUUGCAACAUUCUUCUUGAGCAAGUUAAAACAGAACUUUCAAUAUCAGGUUCACUGGACAGCUUGGAUGUUGAUGAGCUACGGACACAUACUACUUAUUCAAGUGGUUAUCAUAGGAGACUGGCAGAUGGUUUAAGUAGCUUUAAAACAAGUAGAAUAAAUCUUAUUGAUUUACCUGGUUCCGGAGGCAGAAGCUAACAGGUGCAGCUGGGGAGCGCUUGAAGGAAGCACGCAAUAUCAACCGAUCACUCUCACAACUCGG